Molecule: messenger RNA, 1106 nt
Organism: Vavraia culicis subsp. floridensis
Lineage: Eukaryota; Fungi; Microsporidia; Pleistophoridae
Exons: 1
Source: RefSeq, a predicted model, not a curated record
AUGUUCUUGAUACUUUCAUUGUGCAGCUGUGCAUGUUGGAAUGGCAGCUCAAAUCAGAACCAAAACAAGGGAACGAAUGAGGCGUACAUUGCACAACAUAAUCUGUACGAUAACAGUAGUAUAGACGAGUUGUGUAACAGCUACCUUGGAGAAGCGGAUGUGGAUAAGCAAGAACUAAAUUCUGUGAAUAAGCAACGUGAUUUAACGAGACACACUUCCACAGAAAGUAUACUCACUUCGAUUGCUAAUGAUAGCCUAGGUAUGAUGCAAAUGUCUGAGUCACACGUUAAAAGUUACAUUCCACUCCAUUCUAGUGAUGCCGAAAGUUGCACUGGAUAUUCUGAUCGUACCAGCAGCCAUAAUCUUGAAGCUACCAGGUGUUUAAAGCGGAGAAGGGAGGAAACAGUACAACCAAUGUUGAUACAGCAGAAAAACUCAGUAGGACCAACUGCUGGUGGUUACACGGUAGUGUCACAAGCAAAAACAGCAACAAGCGUUUACGAGCCACAGAACAAGUAUCGAAGAGAAUCACUGCUACAAAGUCAGACAUUACAUCCCGAUCAAGUUCAACCACCACAUCUUGAGCCAAUCAAUUCACUAUAUCCAAGUCGCGCUUCAUAUUCACAGUUUGAGACAACCAGUCCAUCACAUCUUGAACCAAUCGAUCUGCCCACUACUGAACAUUCAGCUGAUCUAAAAAAAGAUACAAGAACAAACUACGAUAUGGAUCCAGAGAUACAAAGAAUAAUGCAGUUUAUGCAAGAAGAUAAAAACUUUAACAAAGGAUUCUCGUCAUUAUUGGACACAUACAUAUCUAAAUAUGCUAUAACUGAUGAACAUCAAUCAGCCAGCGUGUAUCAACGAUAUAAUGAACCGAAAGAGAUGACAUGCACUCAGUUGAAUAUGGGGAACACGCCUGUUCAGAACUUUAGCUGGAAUAUCUAUGAACAUGCACACCAAGUUCAAGGUAUUAUGAAUGCUCGGCUACAGAGCUUUGGCUGUUUAUGUGGAUGGUUCGACAAACUUGAAAUGAUUACUAGACAAAAAUGUUUUAAGUCUCUGUUUAUGAUGGGAUAUCAAGUAGAAGCAUUAUAUAAGAGUUGUUA